AUGACUGAAGAAACGACAAAACCUACAAAGACUCCACCGGCAGUCACGCCUAUGGAUAUGUCUACCCCUACUUCCACUGUAAGUAAUACUUCCUCAAACUCUAGUUCCAACCAUAACAACAACAACAAUAGCAAUUUUGCUCCAAGACAAAACAAUAAUAACACUAGUAACUAUAACAACUAUAAUAAUAGAAAUAGGUCAUAUAAUGGAUCAAGACAAUCUUAUUCAAAAAAUUUUAACAACAGUAACAGUAGCAAUAACAGUUAUAAUCAUAACUAUAACAAGAAUUCACCUAAUGGAUACUCCCGUUAUACUAAUGUGAAGAGUAGAUCAAAUAGUUAUAAUAAUAGCACCUAUACUAGUCCAAAAAACAAUACAAAUAGAUUUAAUAAUGGUAGCAGAUUUAAUAAUUUACAGUAUUAUAAUAGUAAUAAUAAUGGCAAUAACGCUAGUCCAAAUAUGAUAAUCUCGGGAAGUGAAGAUAUGAUGAAUCAACCACAAACAAGUAUGGCAUGGUCAGGUUAUUAUAUACCUCAAAUGUAUUAUAUUCCACAACAAAUGGCUGCAGUUGCAACUGCCAUGGUCUCUGCAAGUACAAAUAAUACGAAAAAUAAUAGAGGACAAACAGAUCUUUCUGAAAAUAACAGUAAUAAUAGUUCCAAUAUUUCUUCUCAUGCAGUAUCUCCACAACUCAAUGGUGCAUCCUUGAAUUCCGUGGUUCCAACAGUCAGAUCUAGUAAAGCAUCACAUCUAAUGUCGAAUAAUAAUAAUAAUAAUAAUAAUAACAUAAAUGCUAAUAUCCAAAACAUUUCAUCAAACAAUUUGUCAUCCCCUAAUUUGUCUAAUUUUACCUCUUUUGCUUCCCCACCAAAGAAAACGACCAUUGAAAUUACUACAAAAAGUGGCCAAAAAUUAGAUUUGAAUCAAAUUCAUAAUCAAUAUAAGUUAUCAUCUUCCUCUGGAACCAAUAAUAGGGAAAAUUCUAACUCUGGCUCUAUUGUAAAUGAAUAUGAAAAGAAGGAUACUAAUGCAACAAAUGAUAAUGCCCAUAAUACGGAAACCAACAAAGACAUGCAGGAUGUAGAAUCUGAAGCUGAGAAAAACAAAAAGGCAUUUUUGGAACAAGUUAGAUUACGAAAAUUGGAAAUGGAUAAAAAGAAACAACUAGAAUCACAGUCUCAUCCAGGGACAAAAAGUAACGAAAUUGAAAAUGAUUUAACUCAAGAUGAUGAGAAGUCUGAAUCAACAGAAGAUAGCCAGGUAGAAGAAGGUAAUAAACUUGAGGAACAAGAGUCUGAACAUGUUAUAACUUUUGCUGAAAGAAUGAAAUUAAAAAAACGUACCCAAGAGAUUGAGCAUACUAAUUCUAAUAUUACUCACUCUUCUAGUAGAGAUAUAUCAACCAAAUCAGAUAUAACCACAGAAGUGGAUUCUAACCAAUCUCGUGAAAAACAAGAGGAUGCUAUGAUAAAAUCAUCUGAUGAUAGCGAAACCAAUAAAGAUAUAAGUAUCUUACAAGAUAACCAAGAAACUAUUACUAAUGAUGAAAGUAAUGAUGAUGAUAAUGAUGAUCGCAUGAGUAUAACUGAAUUUAUGGAAAAAAUAAAAAAUGCAGAUCCAAUUUACGAUAUUUAUUCAUUCAAAUAUCCAGAAGAUAUUGAGACACCAAGUGAAAAAUAUAAGAAACCACAUAUUAAAUAUACUUAUGGCCCCACUUUUCUUUUACAAUUUAAAGAUAAAAUCAAUUGUAAGCCAGAUAGGGAAUGGAGCGAGGCUACAAAAUCUAAGAUUGUAAUUUUACCAACCAUGGCGAAACAAAGAACUAGAGUAAACUUUGCUGGUGGUUCUGAAAACACAAGAGCUGGCUCUUCCAGAAACUUAGAAAGUAGGGCAAACUCUAGAGUAAACCCUAAGAGGCAAUUGUCAAAGAGAGGAGAUGAUAGAAGAUCGAACAGACCAACAUAUACACCAAGACGUGAAAGAAUGGAGAAUCCAUCCAGGCACGAUACAAGAAGAGAAUCUAUGAACAUGCCACCGCAAGAAAAACCAGAACAACCAAAGGAGGAAGUAGCACCAUUAGUUCCCAGUGCUAAUAGAUGGGUUCCAAAAUUCAAGGCCAAAAAGACAGAAAAGAAAUUGGCUCCAGAUGGUGUCACUGAAUUGUUUGAUAGUGAGGAGGUGCAAAGAAAAAUGAAAUCAUUAUUGAACAAAUUGACACUUGAGAAGUUUGAUCCAAUUUCCACGGACAUAAUUAAUAUUGCUAAUCAGUCGCAAUGGGAAACUAACGGUGAGACUUUAAGAAGUGUUAUUGAACAAAUAUUUUUAAAAGCAUGUGAUGAACCAUACUGGUCUUCCAUGUAUGCUCAACUUUGUGGUAAGAUUGUAAAAGAUUUAAAAACAGGAAUUAGUGAUGAAAAUAAUACCGGUAAAUCUGGUCCAAAAUUAGUUUUACAUUAUUUAGUAGUUAGAUGUCAUACUGAAUUUGAAAAGGGUUGGACAGAUAAGCUGCCUACAAAUCCAGACGGUUCACCAUUAGAACCAGAAAUGAUGUCUGAUGAGUAUUAUGCCUUGGCUGCUGCUAAAAGAAGAGGUCUUGGUUUAGUACGGUUCAUUGGGUUCCUAUACCGUCUGAAUUUACUGACUGGUAAGAUGAUGUUUGAAUGUUUCCGUAGAUUGAUGAAAGAUCUUACUGAAAAUGUAAGUGAAGAAACUUUAGAAUCAUUAGUAGAAUUGUUAACUACUGUCGGUGAACAAUUUGAAAACGAUUCAUUUAGUACUGGCAAAGGGACAUUGGAAGGUUCUGUCUUAUUUGAUAAAUUAUUCCAAUUAAUACAGUCUAUAAUUGACGAAGGAAAGAUAUGUAAUAGAGUUAAGUUUAAAUUAAUUGAUGUUAAAGAGUUGAGAGAAGAUAAAAAUUGGAAUAGUGAGAAGGCAAACCAAGGCCCUAAGACCAUUCAACAAAUUCACGAAGAAGAAGAAAAAGCUCGUCAAGAAAAAAUUACAAGUUCAAGAGCCCCAUCCAGACGCACUAAUACAUCUAAUUACAACCGUAGUGAGAGGUCAGGUGGAUUUAAAAGAGAUAUGUCUAGGGAUAAUUUCAAUAAUAAUUAUUAUUCAUCUAAUACUAUAUCUAGUAAUUACAGCAGCAGAAAUUCACAAUUUUCUAAUGUUGGUGGAACUCAAAGAUAUAAUACAAGAAAUAUUAUUAAGGAAGAAAAACCUGCACCUACACAACCAAUCAAUAGAUUUGAUGCUUUAUUACACGCCACUGGAGACGAAUAG
Molecule: messenger RNA, 3282 nt
Organism: Arxiozyma heterogenica
Lineage: Eukaryota; Fungi; Ascomycota; Saccharomycetes; Saccharomycetales; Saccharomycetaceae
Product: translation initiation factor eIF4G
Exons: 1
Coding region: 1-3282 (1093 amino acids)
Cellular component (GO): eukaryotic translation initiation factor 4F complex
Molecular function (GO): mRNA binding; translation initiation factor activity; protein binding
Source: RefSeq, a predicted model, not a curated record